CGACCCUCUCGAGUCCCGCGGAGGCAUCUGCCCGAGGGAGCGGCUGAUCUCGGGCUCCGCCAGCGGAGAAACUGCUUGGAGAAGGAGGGAGGGUCCCCCAUUUUUUUUGCCUUUGAAAGAGGGGAGAGACCCCCUCCCCAAAUUGAGACAAGGCUCCGGAUAAGACCGCGCAGGGGCGCUUCAUCGCGGCCCCGAAGCAGCGGCGACCUUUCGGCCGAGCAGAGAGGGCCGCAAGGCGCCGCCGCCACCUUGUCGCUCCGGGCGCACCUUGAAGGCGAAAGGACGCGGGAGCGCGGGUGGCCCAGCCCGGGCCGGAGCCACCGGGAGGAGCCGCCGUUGCCGCCGCCUUGCCCAUGGCUGGCUGAAGAAGGGGAGCCGGUUUCCGCGCUGCCGCUCGCCUUCCCUCGGGCCCACCCCAACUUUUAUGGCUCCCCCAGCAGCCGGCCGCCUCCUCUGCUUCGUCGUGCCGUCUUGCUCCCCGGCUUGGGUCCCUCGCAGAGCCGGGGCGGCGGGGGCAGCAACAGCAGUAAUAGCAGCCGUCGUCGGGGCGAGGAGCGGCGGAACGCCUCGUGCGGCCGACGUCCCUGCCGGUCCCGGGCAGGAUCGGGUGUCCGAAGCAAGGGCAGGUGGAUCCGGCAGUGACAUUCCGAUCCCCAGCGGGGCUUCCUUGAGCGGGCUAUAAAUACUCUCGCGGAGAAGAUUCUUGACCAGGAUCGUCUGACUGUUUGACCGCCAAGAGGUUGCUUGGAAAGGGCGGGACGAGCCCACCUCCGGAGCGGCCCACCUCCCCGGCCGAGAAGGGAGCGCACCCUGGAGCCGACCCCUCAGCAUGGCCGCCCCGCGACCCGUCUCGCUGCUCCUCUGCUUGGCCUUGGUGACCUUGUGCCAAGGUGGCUGCGUGGAGGUGGAUGCAGAAACAGAGGCUGUAGUUGGCCAUACUUUCAAGAUCCGUUGUAUCUCAUGCAAGAAGCGCAGUGAAACAGAGGCCGAGGCCUUUACUGAAUGGUUCUUCAAAGAAGAAGGGACCACCGAAUUGGUCAAGAUUCUUCGCUAUGAUUUCUAUGAUAAGCUCUCUAUAUACGAUCCUCGCUUUGAAGAUCUAGUGAUGUGGAAUGGUACCAAGAACAUUGCAGAUUUGCAGGAUGUCUCCAUUUUCAUCCUGAACGUGACUGAAGAACACAGAGGGGAGUACAUCUGCAGUGUCAACCGCACCCUCCAUUAUGCCAAUGAGUUCUCCUACAACAUAAUGGUCAACAAGACCAUCCACCUGUCUGUGGUUCAUAAAGCCAAUCGGGAUAUGGCAUCUAUUGUCUCCGAAAUCAUGAUGUACGUCCUCAUCGUUGUCCUGACCAUCUGGCUGGUAGCGGAGAUGAUCUAUUGCUACAAGAAGAUCGCCGCAGCGACAGAGGCAGCUGCUCAAGAAAAUGC
Thamnophis sirtalis is the source of this 1428-nucleotide messenger RNA. The record is from RefSeq and is a predicted model, not a curated record. Lineage: Eukaryota; Metazoa; Chordata; Lepidosauria; Squamata; Natricidae.